This is a messenger RNA of Rubroshorea leprosula, 329 nucleotides long. Lineage: Eukaryota; Viridiplantae; Streptophyta; Magnoliopsida; Malvales; Dipterocarpaceae. The record is from the annotation of a GenBank genome assembly.
UGCUUUUAUUUGAUUCUAAUUUUUCAGCUAGCCUUAAAUUUACAGGUUGAAUAUCUUCCUGUUGUUAUGCCCCCUGAUCAUCAAAAACAAAAUGUCAUCCGCUUUGCUGAGAAGACUAGUCAUGCCAUGGCAACUGCUCUUAAUGUUGUGCAAACAUCUCAUUCCUUUGUGGUCGUGUUAGUUUCCAUGACUUCUCGAGGAUUCUGCAACUGAAGGGUUGUGCACUUUCUGAAGAGAUAUUUGGGUUCCUUGAUGUGCAGAAGAAUGGAUCAAUUACAUUUAAGGAGGUGGUCCUCCCUGCACUCUUGCCCACCCAAAAUAUUUUUUUU